CGUCAAAAAUCCUAACUGGCCCAAUCGUUUCCUAUCUGCGAGCGGUUUGGAACAUGGAAGAGGCCGUAGGGUUUAUCCCUGGGGGAGUUCAAUGGCUGUAGCGUUGUAGAUCGCUGGGGAGAGCCAUGGCUGUAGGAUUGCUGAUCGCCAAAGUUGUCAAGAGCAUGGCUAAUCGCCUCCAGCGUUCCCCUCACUCUCACAUCGGUCAAACUCCGUCCGCCGCCGGUGUCUUCCGCUGCGUCGGAUCCCUUCACACAACCACGUCCCAUCUUUCUCACUCGCUCGAUCAUCGUGGCAUUCCGAGUUCUGCUAUCUAUGUCUCCUCGCCGCGCCUUGGCCUCACUGAGCGCGUCUCCUCUGGCCUCCGUUCCGGCAAGGAUUUGCAAAAUUCAAAUUUCAAGAAUGCAACGGAGUCAAAUAUAGGGAAGAACAUCUCUAUUGCAGAGAAACGAAUAUUCCUUGUUAAUACACUUCUGACCCUUGAAGAAUCCAAAGAAGCUGUAUAUGGUACCCUUGAUGCCUGGGUGGCAUGGGAGACUGACUUUCCAUUGGUUUCACUCAAAAAAGCUAUUCUUGUUCUUGAAAAGGAGGAACAGUGGCAUAGAGUUGUGCAGGUGAUAAAGUGGAUUUUGAGCAAAGGUCAAGGAACAACAAUGGGUACAUAUGAGCAACUAAUUCGUGCAUUAGAAAAAGACAACAGGGCUGAGGAAGCUCACAGAAUUUGGAUGAAGAAAAUCAGCCAUGAUUUGCAUUCAGUUCCUUGGCGGUUUUGUGAUCUUAUGAUUUCAAUUUAUUAUCGUAAUAACAUGCUAGAAAGGCUUGUAAAGCUCUUCCAGUCACUUGAGUCAUUUGGCAGGAAAUAUCCAACUAAGUCAAUUGUCAGGAAGGUAGCAGAUGCAUAUAUAGUCCUUGAUUUAUUGGAGGAGAAGAAUAAGCUACUGGAGAAGUAUAAUAAAUUAUUCAGUGAGGAGUCUGAUCAAACUUCCCGAAGCUUUCGAAAAUCCAAAAGAACCAAGGGAAAGGAUGAUAAGAGAACAGGAGUGGUAACUUGCGUUGCUGCAGAAGCUUCAACACAAAUUGAUAGCGGGCCGUCAGAUGCAGAAAUUGAUUCGAUGCUUUAAAAUAGGGAUGCAGCUGCAGAGAUAGCAAGAAUUCAAGAAUAUAGAGCUGUGCAUCUCUUAUGUGCAUUCCUAAAUCAAAUUCAAUGAUCAAGUUUUGCGCUGCCCCUACACCAACCAAUUAUGCUCUAAAUCUGGAGGCACGUUGUACUAUUACCUCCAAAUUUUUAGUAAUGGGAGAAAGCUGAGCCUUCACCUUGAUGGUAAAUAUUAGCUCCUGCAAUGUAACAUUUCUUCAAAACCAUGAGGCAACUACAUACUUGCAACCAACGCAGUAAGUGUGCAAGAUGCCAAAUGAUUAUUUGGACUCGUUAUAUUUUUUUAUUUUGCAUAUCGUCUGCUUUUAGUAGAAUGACUGGCAAAAAGCCAUCUGUCUGAAGAAAUGUGAAAUAAGAGACCAUCAAUUCUGAAGAGAGUAUUUUUCAAACAGCUUGAACAUUGAUGGCAAGCAUCUGUGGGAACUUUUUAUAACGUUAUAUUGCUACUUUGGUUGAUGGAAUCGUCCUAUAAUAUUACAUUCUAUAAAGAAUUUGAUUGACAGUUAAA
Molecule: messenger RNA, 1664 nt
Organism: Zingiber officinale
Lineage: Eukaryota; Viridiplantae; Streptophyta; Magnoliopsida; Zingiberales; Zingiberaceae
Product: pentatricopeptide repeat-containing protein At4g21190-like
Exons: 7
Coding region: 126-1121 (331 amino acids)
Molecular function (GO): protein binding
Source: RefSeq, a predicted model, not a curated record